AUGUUGAAGAUCUUGGCCAUUCUAGCAACUCUCAUUGGGCCACUCACCUGUGUGAUUGUGACAGCUCCAGAAAAUGCUGUGAAUACAACUACUGGUGGGAAUAUCACUCUCCUCUGCACAUACACAACACAGAUGGAGGCAUCUGACCUGUUUAUCCAGUGGUUUUUCUACAGUGCCAAAGAGGCAAAAAAAAAUCCGAUCUACUUUUCUCAGCGAGGCUUGACAAAAUCCUAUGGGCAGUUCAGAGGCAGAAUCCAAGGUGCGAACAGCACUGGAAAUGCCUCCAUAACCAUCUUCCACAUGCAGCCAUCAGAGACUGGUUCAUAUACCUGUGAAGUUUUCAAUCCCCUGGACACAAAUGCCCAGAAUGAAAAAUCUGUGGCCGUCAGCAUACUAGUCCCACCGUCCGAUCCUCACUGCAGCCUUUGGGGAACAGCCGAGCUGGGCCACGCCAUCUCCCUGAAUUGUUUUUCUAAGGAAGGUUUACCUGCUCCUACCUACCAGUGGUACCAAGUAUCCGGGGACAUAGCCACGCCAGUGACAGAGCAAUACAAUCACAAAACAGGUGUCUUUGUUAUUGGCAACUUGACCAAUUUUGAAGAAGGCUACUAUCGCUGCACAGCGUCCAACGUUCUCGGAAACAGCAGCUGCCACAUUAACAUCACAACUUCACAUUCAGAAACUGGCAUUAUUAUUGGGGCCCUGAUUGCAGCAAUUCUAGCCGCUGCUCUGAUCUGUGGUAUUGUCUGGUUUUUAACAACAAAGGAGAAGAGAAAGAAGAGAAAAGAGAAAGCUGCAGUGAGUGAAAUGCAGGAUGUUGCCCAGAAAGAACCACUGAACGCCGAGUAUAUCGCUGUGCCCAACCAAGGAAGUGUGCCCGCAGCACCCGUUCUACCCAGCAAAGAAUCCACGGAGACAAAUGAGUACAUUACCCCGGAGGAGAUCGAAGUCGCCGCAGUCCCUGAAAAUGAAAUGCAAGAGGUGGAGCACCAGCCAGUGGCCUAGUCUCCCCUGCCACACCC
This is a messenger RNA of Heteronotia binoei (common prickly gecko), 1022 nucleotides long. It is a transcript of the gene VSIG1, whose product is annotated as V-set and immunoglobulin domain containing 1. The transcript is spliced from 7 exons. The record is from RefSeq and is a predicted model, not a curated record. Gene Ontology annotation, biological process: maintenance of gastrointestinal epithelium; epithelial cell morphogenesis. Gene Ontology annotation, cellular component: plasma membrane. The coding region runs from base 1 to 1005 and encodes 334 amino acids. NCBI's taxonomy places the organism in Eukaryota, Metazoa, Chordata, Lepidosauria, Squamata, Gekkonidae.